Messenger RNA from Notothenia coriiceps (black rockcod), 3403 nucleotides. RefSeq names its product round spermatid basic protein 1-like. Gene Ontology annotation, cellular component: nucleus. The record is from RefSeq and is a predicted model, not a curated record. The annotation marks the transcript as partial. Lineage: Eukaryota; Metazoa; Chordata; Actinopteri; Perciformes; Nototheniidae. The transcript is spliced from 9 exons.
GCGCAAAAAAAAACAGCAGCGGCGGCCGUUGGGGAAGAGAGUAAAUAGAGAGAGAAGCCUCAAGAUGGCUGACUCGCUGUGCUCCGCUUACCUCACCGGAGCUGCUACUGCGGUAGCCCCGGCGGUCGCCUCCGCCAAAAGCCCUCUGGUCAAGCCGACCGAGGCAAAGGGAGCCCCUGACAACCGCCUUCAGUCUUCCCGGGAUUUCAACCCGCCGCUGCCCAAGAAGGUCCGGCUGGAGGAGAGGAGCGUUAAACCCAAGAAACUCAGCCGGGAAGCAGGAGUGGGAGGCAACGGCAGAGAGAAACUCCAGCAGCCCAAUAAGCAGCAGAUUUAUGGGGCGGGCUUGUGGAGCUUCAGCCCGGUUAAGACGAGUAGCAACAACCCUUCGGUGCCUGCUACCAGUGGGCACCAGCUACCGACAAACACGCAGAAAGUCUUUAAACAGAGCGACUUCUUCCUCCACAAAGCGCCUUCCUCCUCCAAACACAAAAACCCCAGUAAAGAUAAACAGCGCGAGAAAGAGAGGGAGAAGGGGGCAGGAGGCGGAGAGGAGAAGAAGAGAACUAAAGUACUGGUGACCUCCGGACCCGGGGAUAAUGUUAAUAAUAACAACAACAACGAAAUCAGCAGAAUUAACACCACUUCUGCUGUGAAACGAGAAAAUGGGGAGGUCAUGUUGGCACCCGAAGAGCACUCCAACAAGGACAAGGCAAAAGAGAGAGACCGAGAGGAGAGGGAGAAGAAGAAGGUCAAAGACCGAGAGAGGGAGAAGAAGAAGAAGCACAAAGUGAUCAACGAACUCAAGAUGGAGAACGGAGAAGUCAAGCCGCCCAUCAAAGAUGACAAAGAGAAGGCCAAGAUCAACCCAGAGGACCUGCAGAUCAGAAAAGUGAAGAAGAAAAAGAAGAAGAAACAUAAAGAGGGGGAGAAGCACAAACGAGUGAAGAUGUACCACCGCUCCUGCCAAACCAUUUGUGCCGGCCUGUUUCUCCUCCCUUCGUCUUCCCCACCUCCCAACUCCUCUCCCUCAUCCUCUGAUGUCACUCCGAACUCCUCCCUGUCUCCAUUUAAGCCCCCCCUACCUGUUUACCCUCCACCCAACAACAAAACUGCACAUCUCGUACCUUCCUCUCCUCAUCUCACCCCCAAAUCUCUCUUAAACUGCGCCCUCCUCGACUCCCUCAACUCUCCGUCAAAGGCCCCGACCCAACCCCAGCAUCAGUGCAGCUAUCCCGGCAUGGCGGGCUUGGAGUUUGCCCCGUACAUCCACAUAGAGAAGCAGCCGAACGGGGGGGCCCUGGUGGCCCACGCCUACACCUCCCAGCUCUCCUCCCUCUCCCCGGGCCAGAUGCAGAGGUUCGCCCAGGAGUUUGUCACCCUGUCUUUCAGCGAGGACUCAUCGCAGGCAGCUCAUUACGUCAUGGGGAUCGUCCAUGGAGAAGCCAGCUACCUGCCGGACUUCUUGGACUACUUCUCAAGCAAGUUCCCAACCGCUCCAGUCAAAAUGGAAAUACUGGGAAAGAAGGACAUAGAAACCACCACCAUGGUUAAUUUCUACUCUCAGGUGAAGAAAACGUACAGUAAUGGCACAUACCGAGCCGGAGCAAUGAGACAGAUCAGCCUGGUGGGAGCCGUGGACGAGGAGGUCGGGAAUUAUUUCCCAGAAUUCCUCGGCAUGCUAGAGGAGUCGCCCUUCCUGAAGAGGACUCUUCCGUGGGGAACGUUCUCCAGCCUGAGGAGCAUGGAUCCCACCGAGAGCGACGACGGGCCCAUCAUGUGGGUCAGACCCGGGGAACAGAUGAUACCUGUAGCUGACAUACCAAAGUCUCCUUUUAAAAGAAAACGCUCCACCAACGAGGUGAAGAACCUGCUGCAGUCUCUGCCGAGGACCAGCGAGCCCAGAGAGUUGCUGUUCGAGGACCGGACCCGAGCCCACGCUGAUCACAUCGGGCAGGGCUUCGAGCGACAGACCACGGCAGCAGUGGGGGUGCUGAAGGCCGUGCGGGCAGGAGGAAGCUCGGAGCCUCCUCGUGUAACCAAAGACGUCGUGUGUUUCCACGCUGGAGAUUUCCCUCAAGUAGUUCAGAGGCUGCAGCUGGACCUCUACGAGCCUCCGCUGUCUCAGUGUGUGCAGUGGGUGGAUGAUGCCAAACUGAACCAGCUGCGCAGGGAGGGUAUCCACUACGCCCGCAUCCACCUGAGCCACAACGACAUCUACUUCAUCCCCCGCAACGUGGUGCAUCAGUUCAAGACCGUGUCGUCCGUCUGCAGCCUGGCAUGGCACGUACGCUUAAGGAAAUACCACCAGGGAGCAGGAGAGGAAGAGGAGGAGGAAGAAGAGGAGGAAGAAGAGGAGGAGGUGAUAGUGAAAGUAGAGGAGGAGCAGGUUGAGCCGAGGGAGAAGGAGAGGAAAAAAGUGGAGGAAAAAGAGGAGAGGAGGAAAAAAAAGAGUGAGAAAGGAGUGAAGGUGAAGAUAAAGAAGGAGGAAGAGGCGGCUGAUGGGUUGGAAAACAGAGCGCUGCCAGCUGUGAGAAAACAGGAAGUGGCUCAUCACCCCGCCCCCCUGCUGGACUCCAACAUGAACAAAGGGCUGGAGAAGGAGAGGGGGAAAGAAGGAGGGAAACUCAAACGGCAGGACUCACCUCCUGGAAGGGUGAGAGCAGACCUUCCAGUGCUUCCUCUCUGCAAGAACAACUCACCUUCAUCUCACCCUCCUCAUCAGGACACCAAACCCAAAGCAGCAUCAUCGAAGCACCUUCAUCACCACCCUCACCAUCAUCCCUCAGACAGCAGAGGCACGUCUUCCACUCCAAAGCCUUCAGCUCCUCAAUCCCCCAUCUCCAAGUCUUCCUCCUGUUCAUCAGCUGUUACUCCUUCACACUCCUCCUCUCCCUCUCCUGCUCUCUCCUCCUCUUCCUCACCCCUGACUCCCAGACCUGCAGCCGUCUUCUCCAAACGUCCUCCCCCCGGCGUCUCCUCCACCCCCCGACUGUCCUCUCAGUCGGACAGGACAAAGACUGAUGUGGCAUCAGAGCCCGGGAGGCGGGUGCAGCCGGGGGUCCGAGCCUCGCACGGCCCCCCCGCUGUGCACUCACACUCCUCCAGAGGGGACACACACCCAGCCCCUCGAGACUCCCGCACACACCCCAUGCAGGAGAGAUGGCCUCACAGUGCGGACUCUAGACUGUCUUCUGAUCCUCACAUGCACCCGCAGCAGUACACCCACCAGCACCUCCACCCUCCUCCCCUCUCCCACAUGCUCCCCCCGUCUUUCUCCCCUCUCCUCCCACCCUCACAUCUCCCUCACAGAGGAGUCCGCCUCCCCCCGAAUCCGCUCUCACAGCCGCUGAACUCGUAUCAGAAAGCUCCGCCUCACAUGAGCCGCCUCCACCUGCCCCCC